This is a messenger RNA of Cotesia congregata, 222 nucleotides long. NCBI's taxonomy places the organism in Eukaryota, Metazoa, Arthropoda, Insecta, Hymenoptera, Braconidae. The record is from the annotation of a GenBank genome assembly.
AUGACUGGUCGCGGUAAGGGAGGAAAAGGAUUGGGUAAAGGAGGCGCCAAGCGUCAUCGUAAAGUUCUUCGUGAUAACAUCCAAGGUAUCACCAAGCCGGCUAUCCGUCGUUUGGCUCGUCGUGGUGGAGUCAAACGUAUCUCUGGAUUGAUCUACGAAGAAACUCGUGGUGUUCUCAAGGUCAAUCGCCACCCUGUAAAUGAGCGUGUUCAGCCGAACUAA